Messenger RNA from Cetraspora pellucida, 294 nucleotides. The record is from the annotation of a GenBank genome assembly. NCBI's taxonomy places the organism in Eukaryota, Fungi, Glomeromycota, Glomeromycetes, Diversisporales, Gigasporaceae.
UUUGAUGACUGCCCACCCGUAAAGAUUUCAUCUGCAGAUAUUUCUCUCGCUUUCAAAGAAGAUAUAGCAAAAGAUAUAAAAAAUCUCAAUCAAUUAGUUGACCCUACGCAAGAUGAAACUGUAACGAAAUGGAGUCAAUCACAUUUUGGUUCUUAUUCUACCACUGAAUUACAAACUAAGAUGGCAAAAAGAACAUUUACUUGGACUGAAGAUGAUCAAUUUACCCAAGAAAUUCAAUACAUUUUUCCAAAAGAAUGGUAUUAUUUCUUCCGUGUUGAAAACACUUCUAAUCAG